ACAACGUAUCACGUGUGAUUUUAAAUGUCCGAAAUCCAAUGUUUCGGUAUUUACCCUCGUCCGUCCUUUACUUCAGUAUAUUUUAUAACUAUUAUUAUGACUUUUAAAAUUCAUUAUUGAAAAUUGAGGACCCUGGCAAUCUAAGUGAAGAGCACACUGAGAGAUUUCACCAAAACAUUAAAGAAAUGGAGCGGAGGUACCAGGGCAGGUGGAAUGUAAACAUGAUAGCAGUUUACUGCUAAAGAGAGACUGCAAGCAACUAUCAAAAGCUGGAAGGAAAUCAAAAGAAAAGGAAGUUUGAAAAAUAGUAAAAUUACAUUUAAGGCCAUGAUUCUCAUCUCAAAGGACAAUGCUUCUAAAAACUAUUUGCCAAAAUUGUUCCAAAAGAGUUUCCUUGCAAUUCCUUGGCCUUCUUUACAAAUCGUCGUCUGUUUCUACUUUGUGUUUCAAAGAAUUUCACAACCAACUAAAGAAAACUGUUGGUUUUCAAAUAUCUUCCCUCCAUCAGUACUUACCAUUUUAUCAGAAUCAAAACAAUUUGGUCCAAGGAAAAAAUCAAAAAGUUCAGUUCCUGAAAAAAAGUUAUUCUUCCCUCCAAGAAGAUAAAUAUACCCCAGUUUUUCAACAUCAAGAAACUGAAAAUGAGCAUUUUUAUAAUUAUUUAUCUCACAACCAAGAAUAUCAGUCGUUCUUUUUACCUCGGGUAUAUAUCAAACAUUGUAGUCAAAACCAAACUACAGACUUGAAUGAUUUUCUUCAUAACUUUCAGACAUAUUCUCCAACACAGAUCCUUGAUAAAUUCCACAAUUUAUCAAAAUUCUCAGCAGAAACGCGUCAUAAGUUAUUCACAAAUAAAAUAUUUCUUGAAAUUUGUCGACUUCUGAUUGACCAACUGCCAAAAUGGAAUACUGAGCAAUUAUUUCAUUAUAUGAACAUUAUAAUUCAUUUUGAAUUCCGGUCCAGCUCAACAAAGCAACAACAAAAGAUUGGUGUCCAAAUGGCUAAGGUCAUUGAUAACCAAUGUGUAUUACAUUCAAAGGAUUUUACUUUAAAGCAAUUCUUUCAAGCAAAUGAUUUCUUUUUUUUACUCCAUUAUUAUAGAACAUGUAAGUUCAAGCAUACAUUUUUUGGAAUUAUUGAAGACCGGUUAUUAAACAAGCAUGAAAUAGUUCUCAGUUUGUUCUAUGCCAAUCUUGCCCGCCAAAUGCCUUUGGAAAUUACUGUUCAAAUACUUCAAUGUCUACCUUCAAUUUCAGAAAGUCUCUCUAUUGAAGAAACUGCAAUUAUUUGUCUUGGAUUUUUCAAAACCAAAAAACAAAUACGUAACUCAGAUUUUCUUGAAGCCUCUGCAAAAAAACUUAAUGAAAGUCUUGAACAAGCUGAUUCAUUGACUGUAGCUUCAAUAUUUAAAGGUUUCCAAAUAUCUUGUUCAAAGUCUAUAGAUAAAACUAUGUUGCCAUUAUUCCAUGAGCUGGAUGACCUGAUAAAUCCCAUCUCUAAACACCUCCAUCAAUACACUUACUCAACAUUCAUGCACAUCAUACUUUUUUUCCACAACAUUCAUUUUGUCAGUGAUGAAUUUUUAGCAAAUGUAAAAAAUCGACUUAAUUUUGAAGAGUUUUUCAAGUAUAGAUUGAAAGAUAUCACAAAAAUCUGCUUUUCUGUAGCCAAUCUUGAACCUGUUUUAGGACCAAUUCCUGAGUUUUGGGAUAAGAUACUACAGGAACUGGAGUCUGGAAAGCGAAAGAAUGAAAUUUUGCAACACCCUCAAUGUUUGUUAAAUAUUUUAGUCGCCAUGACAUUUCUAGAUCUUUAUCCCUUCCAACUCAUUGACUUUAUCUUCCAACCUAAAAUGCUGGAACAAAUUCAUGAUUUACGAAAAACACAAAGACUUGACUUACGCCGUGAACUGUUUCAUUUAAGUGAAAGUGUCAAACUAGAACGGCCCAACUAUACAGGACCGCUUCUGCCAGACAAUUUUCUCAGCACUUUAUCAAAGAAUCAUGAAGUGUUUUGUAAACUACCUGACCUGAAAUCUCCAGAUUUGUCACACCGAGAAAGUCUACUUUUAAAGUUUCUUAAACAACUUGAUACUCUAAUUAAUGAUAACGAGAAGUACCAAAUUGUUUGCUUCUUGCCUCAUUUUCAAACUGCAGACAUAGAGAUGCAGAUUGGUCAUGAUGGCAAACUUCUACCUCUCUAUCAGUGGGUUUUAAAUGGUUUUAAAUCUGUUAAUAAAACUAAUGACCUAAAUAAAACCACAACAGCUCUGAACAGCCUCCUUUUGCAGAUGGUUGGGUUUUCUUCUUCUGUUCAAAGAGUGGCUCUCUUAGUGUUGGGCCCAAAUGCUUUUUGUCGGUUUCACAGUAACAACGAAGUAUCCUAUGUUCUGACAGGCCUUCACAAAGCUAGAAUUCGCCAGUUGAAGAUAAAAGGUUUCAAAGUUAUUGAGGUUCCCUUCUUUGAAAUCAGUGAAGGCAAUAAUAAGGUGUAUAGCAAACUAACAACAGCACUUUCAGAACUGACUCACUAAAUACCAAGAAAUAGGUUCUACAAACUUUGCUUCACCUGGAAAGAGCCCCCUCAAAAAAAAAACUGUUUCUUUGAGCAUUGUAAGUUAUAAUUCUUUAUCUGUUUUUCAGCCAACAGAGUAACUACCUAAUCAAUUUACAAUUCAGUGAUUGGGUGAAUAGCCAGUCAUUAAACAUUUGUUUUCCACCAAACUGGAAAUAAUUCUUCAUUAAAAACAAUUCCAAGAUUAUGUAACAUGUAAUGAAAAAAAUGUGGUAACUGUUUUCUAAAUUUUAUUUAACCCAAUUGUUUAGUUACAGUUCAAAAUAUUAUAUUGUUAUAUGUGUUAUUAUCUAGCGUUGACUACUUCUAAUUACAAGUAUGGAAACCCACACUUAUACACAUUUAAUGAUAGUAACAUUACAUUAAUUAUAAAUUAAAGUGGACUGAAAACAUAGCUUUGGAAAUAUCCCUGCAUCUGUUUGGGAAAAUGUGAGAGUUAGAGUGGCUAAGAUGGACAAAGCUUGUUUUGCAAUCACUUAGUUGUAGGUUCAAUUUCACCAUACAGAUCCUUAGACAAAUAUCUUUCACUCCAGCCUUGGAUCAGGCCAAGCUUUGUGGUUGAAGUUGUACAUAAACCUGUCAGAUGGACUAUUCUUGAGUGAUAGUCUUGUUUAAUACUGUUCAAUGCAUCUAUUUUUUUUACUACAGAUUUAGAGUGUAAUUGCAUUUUUUUUUUCUAUUCAAUAACUGAUAGAUUUCUAGCUAUUACAAGUUUGAUUGUUAUCAUCUCAAUAUUUUAUUGUUUGUGUAGUAAGCUGCAAAAUUCUUACAUUCUCUCACUUUCCUGUAAUUCAGACCACCUCAUGGUCCAAGCAGAUAAAAUGGAAAAAGUGUUGCCUCAGAGGAUGGCUAGGGUGAUGUGCUGGAAUAGCCACUCUGACUAACAGGGCUUGCACUUGCAGAUAGCGGUCAGCAGGGAUGUGGUGCAGGGGCUAAGGAUGCUGGAAAUUUCCACUGUCACAGGCUCAACUAUAAACUUGUCAGCAACCAGUACUGUGAUAUAUUUUUAUUAUAGCCACACAGGGCUUAAUACAGAAAAUAGACAAAAUACAAUGUAGAGCUUUUCUUGGAGGGGGGGGGGGGUAAUUUCGAUC
Octopus bimaculoides (California two-spot octopus) is the source of this 3668-nucleotide messenger RNA. RefSeq names its product non-canonical pre-mRNAs endonuclease FASTKD5, mitochondrial. Gene Ontology annotation, cellular component: ribonucleoprotein granule; mitochondrial matrix. Lineage: Eukaryota; Metazoa; Mollusca; Cephalopoda; Octopoda; Octopodidae. Gene Ontology annotation, biological process: regulation of mitochondrial mRNA stability; mitochondrial RNA processing. Gene Ontology annotation, molecular function: RNA binding. The record is from RefSeq and is a predicted model, not a curated record.